AUGGAGCUGAGCGAAGAGCUCAUGGAGCGUAGAGAGAUGACGCAGGCUGUAUUGUUCUGGGAUAUCUGCAGCCUAUAUAGAGAGGAGCGGCGAAGCUCGGCGAGUGUUGGCAUAAUCAAGCCUGGAUACGAUGAAAGCAUGAAUGAGGGUUUUUCGCUGAUGAUGGCAACUUAUGAGGUAAGCACUGAUUACCCCGAAGAAACAAACAACGUAGAUUACUCGAGGUUUCCAGCUCCCUGUGAGAAUGUCUACGUGAUAGACUUAAUCCGGGUGCUGCAACCCUGCGUCUAUUCCGUGGUCUUCAUCCUGGGCCUGGUCGGGAAUGGCCUCGUCCUGACCAUCUACAUCUGUUACAGGAAACUGAAGAGCAUGACUGAUAUGUAUCUGCUGAACCUGGCCAUUGCUGACCUCUUGUUCAUUUUCACUCUCCCCUACAUGGCUGCCAGCUCUGUGCACGGCUGGAUCUUCGGAAACGCCAUGUGCAAAAUCGUGCAGAGCCUCUACAGCAUGACCUUCUACAGCGGCUUCCUGUUCCUGACCUGCAUCAGCGUGGACAGGUACAUUGUGAUUGUCAGGGCCACCCUAGCUCACCGUCUCCGAGGCAAGACCAUUUACUACAGCAAGGUCACUUGCUUGAUCGUCUGGUUCGUGUCCAUCCUGAUAAGCCUGCCGCAGUUCAUCUACAGCCAUGUGGAGUUGGAGGAGCAGGUGUGUUGGAUGACCUACCCAGAUGUGGCCAAUGGUUGGAUGAAGGUGGGGACCCUAAUCACACAGCUGGUGAUUGGCUUUCUCAUCCCUCUGCUGGUCAUGUUGUUCUGUUAUUCCAUCAUCAUCCGGACCCUGCUGCAGGCACGGAACUCGGAGAAGCACAAAGCCUUCAAGGUCAUAAUGGCCAUCGUGGUGACGUUCGUGGUCUUCCAGACGCCGUACAAUAUAAUCAGCAUCCUCGAGACCGCUGAUACUUUGAACCACAGCUCAUCGGUUUGUCAGCAGAGAAGUCAGCGAGAUAUCACCAUCCAGGUCACCAGCUGCCUGGCCUAUUCCCGCUGCUGCCUGAACCCCCUCCUCUACGCCUUUGUGGGUGUCAGAUUCAGAAGUGAUAUCUUGCAUCUGCUCCAGGCCAGCGGUUGCAUCAGUCGCACACGCUGUCUCAAGCACUUCAGAUCGAGAAGGUACACCAAGCGAGGCUCAGCUUCUAACAUAGAAACAAGCAGCUCUUUCGCUCUUUAAAGAAACAUGUAAAUAAUC
Molecule: messenger RNA, 1248 nt
Organism: Callorhinchus milii (elephant shark)
Lineage: Eukaryota; Metazoa; Chordata; Chondrichthyes; Chimaeriformes; Callorhinchidae
Product: C-C chemokine receptor type 7
Exons: 2
Coding region: 1-1230 (409 amino acids)
Biological process (GO): G protein-coupled receptor signaling pathway; chemotaxis; inflammatory response
Cellular component (GO): membrane
Molecular function (GO): C-C chemokine receptor activity
Source: RefSeq, a predicted model, not a curated record